Symphalangus syndactylus (siamang) is the source of this 3053-nucleotide messenger RNA. It is a transcript of the gene INHBE, whose product is annotated as inhibin subunit beta E. The record is from RefSeq and is a predicted model, not a curated record. Gene Ontology annotation, cellular component: extracellular region. Gene Ontology annotation, molecular function: cytokine activity; hormone activity; growth factor activity. Lineage: Eukaryota; Metazoa; Chordata; Mammalia; Primates; Hylobatidae.
AUGCUCCACAUCAUGCUCCAGGCCAACUGGACUCUGGGCGGCCAGCACAGGCAGGGUCAGGGGGUGACUUCUGUGCCUCGUGGCACUGCCACCUGGGCCUGAGCAAGAGGGCUCCAUUCUCCUACCCGCCCAAACCCUCAUCCCUCUCCCAGCUCCAAUGCUAGGAAUAAAGAGACCAGAAUUUUCCUUCUGGCCUAAGGGCCCCAGAGAAAUACCCAUGGGAACUCACAGCUGCCUCAUGGAAACUGCUGCAGCAAUGGUGAAGCUAGAAAGACUAGAGGUAUGAGGGAAAAUUGCCCUUCCCCACCUGGCUCAUAAGGCGUUCCCUCCCCCAAGUCCCAGACCUUGGGGACUGGGCAUGUGAAAUCAUCCUCUUUCUUGCAUCAUGCGUGUCCACAUUGCACCCCCCACCCCCAUACCCCUACUUCAGGCCCAGUCACCAUGGCCAGAUGGUGAAACCUGAGCUGGUGGGGAGGAGGACCUCCACCCCCUGCAGGGGCCUGAUGGGCAGCACAGCUGGCCAAUCCUGGGACUCCGAGGGUAGGUCGGCUGGCUGACCACUAGGUUUGGAAGCCCCAGGCAGCUGGCUCUAAAGAGGCCCCAGGUCAGUAGCCAGACGUGAGCUGUGAGGGUCAAGCACAGCUAUCCAUCAGAUGAUCUACUUUCAGCCUUCCUGAGUCCCAGACAAUAGAAGACAGGUGGCUCUACCCUUGGCCAAGGGUAGGUGUGGCAGUGGUGUCUGCUGUCACUGUACCCUCAUUGGCCCCCAGCAAUCAGACUCAACAGACGGAGCAACUGCCAUCUGAGGCUCCCGAACCAGGGCCAUUCACCAGGAGCAUGGGGCUCCCUGAUGUCCAGCUCUGGCUGGUGCUGCUGUGGGCACUGGUGCGAGCACAGGGGACAGGGUCUGUGUGUCCCUCCUGUGGGGGAUCCAAACUGGCGCCCCAAGCAGAACGAGCUCUGGUGCUGGAGCUAGCCAAGCAGCAAAUCCUGGAUGGGUUGCACCUGACCAGUCGUCCCAGAAUAACUCAUCCUCCACCCCAGGCAGCGCUGACCAGAGCCCUCCGGAGACUACAGCCAGGGAGUGUGGCUUCAGGGAAUGGGGAGGAGGUCAUCAGCUUUGCUACUGUCACAGACUCCACUUCAGCCUACAGCUCCCUGCUCACUUUUCACCUGUCCACUCCUCGGUCCCACCACCUGUACCAUGCCCGCCUGUGGCUGCACGUGCUCCCCACCCUUCCUGGCACUCUUUGCUUGAGGAUCUUCCGAUGGGGACCAAGGAGGAGGCGCCAAGGAUCCCGUACCCUCUUGGCUGAGCACCACAUCACCAACCUGGGCUGGCAUGCCUUAACUCUGCCCUCUAGUGGCUUGAGGGGUGAGAAGUCUGGUGUCCUGAAACUGCAACUAGACUGCAGACCCCUAGAAAGCAACAGCACAGUUACUGGACAACCAAGGCGGCUCCUGGACACAGCAGGACAUCAGCAGCCCUUCCUAGAGCUUAAGAUCCGAGCCAAUGAGCCUGGAGCAGGCCGGGCCAGGAGGAGGACCCCCACCUGUGAGCCUGCGACCCCCUUAUGUUGCAGGCGAGACCGUUACGUAGACUUCCAGGAACUGGGAUGGCAGGACUGGAUACUGCAGCCCGAGGGGUACCAACUGAAUUACUGCAGUGGGCAGUGCCCUCCCCACCUGGCUGGCAGCCCAGGCAUUGCUGCCUCUUUCCAUUCUGCCGUCUUCAGCCUCCUCAAAGCCAACAAUCCUUGGCCUGCCAGUACCUCGUGUUGUGUCCCUACUGCCCGAAGGCCCCUCUCUCUCCUCUACCUGGAUCAUAAUGGCAAUGUGGUCAAGACGGAUGUGCCAGAUAUGGUGGUGGAGGCCUGUGGCUGCAGCUAGCAAGAGGACCUGGGGCUUUGGAGUGAAGAGACCAAGAUGAAGUUUCCCAGGCACAGGGCACCUGUGACUGGAGGCGUCAGAUUCCUGAUCCACACCCCAACCCAACAACCACCUGGCAGUAUGACUCACUUGACCCCUACGGGACCCAAAUGGGCACUUUCUUGUCUGAGACUCUGGCUUGUUCCAGGUUGGCUGAUGUGUUGGGAGAUGGGUAAAGCGUUUCUUCUAAAGGGGUCUACCCAGAAAGCAUGAUUUCCUGCCCUAAGUCCUGUGAGAAGAUGUCAGGGACUAGGGAGGGAGGGAGGGAAGGCAGAGAAAAAUUACUAAGCCUCUCCCAAGAUGAGAAAGUCCUCAAGCGAGGGGAGGAGGAAGCAGAUAGAUGGUCCAGCAGGCUUGAAGCAGGGUAAGCAGGCUGGCCCAGGGUAAGGGCUGUUGAGGUACCUUAAGGGAGGGUCAAGAGGGAGACGGGCAAGGUGCUGAGGGAGGAUGCUUAGGGGACCCCCAGAAACAGGAGUCAGGAAAAUGAGGUACUAAGCCUAAGAAGUUCCCUGGUUUUUCCCAGGGGACAGGACCCACUGGGAGACAAGAAUUUAUACUUUCUUUCUUCUUUUUCUUUUUGUUUUUUUGAGACGGAGUCUCGCUCUGUCACCAGGUUGGAGUGCAGUGGCACGAUCUUGGCUCACUGCAACCUCCGUCUCCUGGGUUCAAGUGAUUCUUCUGCCUCAGCCUCCCGAGUAGCUGGGAUUAUAGGCACCCACUAAUUUUUGUAUUCAACAUGUUGGCCAGGAUGGUCUUGAUGUCUUGACCUCUUGAUCCACCCGACUUGGCCUCCCAAAGUGAUGAGAUUACAGGUGUGAGCCACCGCGCCCGGUUUAUACUUUCUUAAUAAAAAGGAGAAAGAAAAUCAACAAAUGUGAGUCAUAAAGAAGGGUUCGGGUGAUGGUCCAGAGCAACAGUUCUUCAAGUGUACUCUGUAGGCUUCAGGGAGGUCCCUUUUCAGGGGUGUCCACAAAGUCAAAGCUAUUUUCAUAAUAAUACUAACAUGUUAUUUGCCUUUUGAAUUCUCAUUAUCUUAAAAUUGUACAGUGGAGUUUUCCAGAGGCUGUGUGACAUGUGAUUACAUCAUCUUUCUGACAUCAUUGUUAAUGGAAUGUGUGCUUGUA